Molecule: messenger RNA, 1905 nt
Organism: Diatraea saccharalis (sugarcane borer)
Lineage: Eukaryota; Metazoa; Arthropoda; Insecta; Lepidoptera; Crambidae
Source: the annotation of a GenBank genome assembly
AUGGUUGUCCCAGCGGUGGGCAUCGACCUGGGCACCACCUACUCCUGUGUGGGGGUGUUCGAGCACAGCAAGGUAGAGAUCAUCGCGAACGACCAAGGCAACAGAACCACACCUUCCUACGUCGCUUUUACUGACACUGAAAGGCUUAUUGGGGAUGCUGCAAAAAACCAGGCUGCGAUGAAUCCUAGAAAUACAGUUUUUGAUGCGAAACGUCUCAUUGGUCGAAAAUUUGAUGACCCAAAAAUUCAACAGGACCUGAGACAAUGGCCCUUCGAAGUGAUUUCUGAUGGCGGAAAGCCUAAAAUCGUUGUUGAAUACAAAAAACAAAAAAGGCAGUUUUCUCCUGAGGAAAUUUCGUCAAUGGUCUUAACUAAAAUGAAGGAGACUGCAGAAACAUACCUAGGUGGAACAGUGAAAGAUGUGGUUAUAACCGUUCCAGCGUAUUUCAAUGACUCACAAAGACAAGCAACUAAGGAUGCUGGAACUAUUGCAGCUUUAAAUGUUCUUAGGAUUAUCAAUGAACCUACAGCAGCUGCGUUGGCAUACGGCCUAGACAAGAACUUGAAGGGGGAGAAGAAUAUUCUUAUUUUUGACCUUGGAGGAGGUACGUUUGACGUAUCGAUUCUUCAAAUAGCCGAAGGAUCUUUAUUUGAAGUAAAAUCAACAGCUGGUGACACUCAUCUAGGGGGAGAAGAUUUUGAUAGCAGGAUGGUAAGUCAUUUUUGUCAGGAAUUUGAGAAAAAAUAUAAGAAGAAUAUUAAAGAUAAUCCCAAGGCUUUGAGACGUCUCCGCACAGCAUGUGAAAGAGCCAAACGAACUCUGUCAUCGAGCACCGAAGCAAGCAUUGAAAUAGAUGCAUUACACGACGGCAUUGAUUUUUACUCUAAAAUUACAAGAGCUAGAUUCGAAGAAUUGUGUUCCGAUUUGUUCAGACAAACUAUAAGUCCAGUUGAAAGAGCUUUAAAAGAUGCAGGAUUAAACACACGAGAGAUUCAUGAUGUUGUCAUGGUGGGAGGCUCAACGCGUAUUCCUAAAGUACAAAGACUUCUGCAGGAAUUUUUCAGUGGAAAAACGCUCAAUCUCUCGAUAAACCCAGAUGAGGCAGUAGCUUAUGGAGCCGCAGUUCAAGCAGCGAUCCUGACUGGUUCAAAAGACACUCGUAUUCAGGACGUAUUACUCGUGGACGUUACCCCAUUGUCCCUCGGUAUAGAAACGGCCGGUGGAGUAAUGACACGAUUAGUGGAAAGAAACUCAAGAAUACCAACAGAACAAAAGCAGAUUUUUAGUACCUACUCCGACAAUCAACCAGCGGUAACUAUUCAGAUUUAUGAAGGCGAAAGAGCAAUGACUAAAGAUAACAAUCUUUUGGGCACCUUCAAUUUAACUGGCAUACCACCAGCUCCUAGAGGCGUGCCACAAAUUGAGGUAACGUUUGACAUCGAUGCAAAUGGGAUAUUAAAUGUAAGUGCCCACGACAAAAGCACAGGGCGCUCUGAACAGAUCACUAUUUCAAACGACAAAGGGCGUCUCAGCAAGAAGGAUAUCGAGAAGAUGCUCCAAGAUGCUGAAAAAUUUAAAGCAGAAGACGAAGUUGCCAGAAAAAGGGUUGAAGUCAGAAAUCAAUUAGAAGGAUAUAUUUUUGGAUGUAAAACAGCAGUAGAAAACUCAAGCAGUCGUUUGACGAAUGACGAAAGGAAUGCGGUAUUGUCUGAAUGUAAUGAACAGCUACGCUGGCUUGAAGCUAACCCUGAUGCCUCUAAAGCAGAGCUUGAACGGCGGUUGCAAAAUGCCCAGAAAAUCUGCCAACCAGCCAUGAUGAAGUUACACGGAGCAGUGGGAGGUGGAGGUCCUAGUUGUGCCAGGCCUUUGAGCUCUGAAGGGCCUAGAGUUGAAGAAAUAGACUGA